Molecule: messenger RNA, 762 nt
Organism: Paramecium octaurelia
Lineage: Eukaryota; Ciliophora; Oligohymenophorea; Peniculida; Parameciidae
Source: the annotation of a GenBank genome assembly
AUGAUAAAAUUCAGAUAUAAUUUAUCAAAUGUUUUAGCUUUUUCAAGAUGCUAACCCUUUCAAUUUAUAAAUUAAUCAAAAUUUGGAUUUUCAAAUGAGGAAAAAGAAAAAGGAGAAUUUGCAGAAAAAGAAUAAACAAACUUAGAAAAAUAAAAGACCUCAAAAAAAUAAGGGUAUGUUGCCAAAAUGAGAGAGGAAGUUAUUACAAAUGCAAUUGUAGCAUCUUUGAAAGAGAAAAGUAAGAUGAAGGCAAAAGAAGAAUACAGAGCAGCCAUUUUAUUUGAAGAAAUUCUAAAUAGAGAAGUCGAUAUUAAUUUGUAUGACACUAAGGGUAGAGCCUAUAUAAUCUCUACAUUAUGGAACAUUUUUUGGGUGACUUUUGCUGGUUUGGGAUUGUAUACUGUAUUCAGGGAUGAGUAAUGGUAUAAAAAAAACAUGGAAAUCUUCAAAGUUGCCAUAACCACAGGAUUCAUAUUCACUAGAAUAAUAAAAUAGAGAUAAUUUUAUAAAUAUUAAGUAGAAAAAGUGAUUUAUAAUACUAAAUCUAAAUAAUUUACAAUAACAAAAAGAAACAUUGUUGGGAUUAAGAAGGAUUAGGUAGUGCAAAAAGAUCAUAUACUAUAUACAUCAGACAAAGACUUAAAUUUCAAAAAGAUAAACUAUAUCAACAUCAAUACUUUAGAAUGUUAUGGAAUUGGGUUUGAUUACGCUUGGCUGAAGAAAGAUUUGUUUUCUCAUUUGAUUUAGUAAAAUAUAUCUUGA